Doryrhamphus excisus (bluestripe pipefish) is the source of this 2326-nucleotide messenger RNA. It is a transcript of the gene rab5aa, whose product is annotated as RAB5A, member RAS oncogene family, a. NCBI's taxonomy places the organism in Eukaryota, Metazoa, Chordata, Actinopteri, Syngnathiformes, Syngnathidae. Gene Ontology annotation, molecular function: GTPase activity; GTP binding. The record is from RefSeq and is a predicted model, not a curated record.
CAGGGCAGGACGGAAAAGCUUGUUUGUGUUUUGAUUCCUCCAAAGGGAAGUUGCGAGAAGAAAGGGAGGAGACGUGUCGGGGCCAUUGGCCAACAACUCCAAUUUUACUCCCCAUUUCUUUUGCCAGAAAUAUAAGUAAGGACAUAAUAUCAUCCCGGCGGUGACAUUCGACACGUUUAAAACGCAACGUCUGACUCUCAGUAAAAAAAGGUGCUGACAGUGAAGCGUCCGAACACAGGCGGGACACCCGAGGGGGGAAUCGCACAAGGUCAUGGCCAGCAGGGGAGGAGCGACGAGACCCAACGGAGCCAACGGCGGCAACAAGAUUUGUCAGUUCAAGCUGGUGCUGCUGGGCGAGUCGGCCGUGGGCAAGUCCAGCUUGGUGCUCCGCUUCGUUAAGGGCCAAUUCCAUGAAUUCCAAGAGAGCACAAUAGGAGCUGCCUUCCUCACCCAGACAGUGUGCCUGGACGACACGACGGUUAAGUUCGAAAUAUGGGACACGGCCGGCCAGGAGCGCUACCACAGCCUGGCCCCCAUGUACUACAGAGGAGCACAGGCCGCCAUCGUGGUCUACGACAUCACCAACGAGGAGUCUUUUGCGCGGGCUAAGAACUGGGUGAAGGAGCUGCAGAGACAAGCCAGCCCGCACAUAGUCAUCGCUCUGUCGGGCAACAAGGCAGACUUGGCCUCCAAGAGAGCCGUCGACUUCCAGGACGCACAAUCCUACGCAGACGACAACAGCCUGCUUUUCAUGGAGACGUCGGCCAAAACGUCCAUGAAUGUCAACGAAGUUUUUAUGGCCAUUGCCAAGCGAUUGCCCAAGACGGAGCCUCAGGUCGCCGGCGCCAACAGCGGUAGGAACCGCGGCGUGGACCUGACGGAGGCCGCCCAGCCCGCCAAGGCCUCCUGCUGCAGUACCUAGGACACUGCCCCCUUACCCCCACCCUUACCCCGCCACCAUCAUGCCUCCCCCUUUCCUCUUCUCUCCCCCCGACCAACCACACAUAGCAGUAACUAUUAGGCGGGAGCGACACGAGAUAAGCUGAUUUGUUUAUAAUCACCGCAUAUCACCAUGGUAACGUAUGCCGACGGCCAGUGAAAGCGGGAGUCGAGUCCAAUUUAGGGUCCCUUUGCAUCCAUUUCUUAUCAUUCAUUGUGUUAGCAGUGAUUUGGGGAAAACCUAAUAAGAGACAAAAGUGCUCCAUUUUAGAGGAAGCGCUCACUUCCUGUUUGCGGGGAUUACUUCCGACUACUGCCUUGCUAACGACUGUGCACCGUUUUCUAAUGUCAUGUCAUUCGUAAUCUACAAAUGGUUUAAAAAUAGCGCAAAAACAUCACCGCCCCCCGGUGGCAUCGCGGCGUCACUGCAACAACAACAACAGCAGCAGAGAUCUGUGAACAAAAGUUUCAUUUCAAAUAUGAAUACCGCGUGCGUACUCAAAAACAUGUGGACUUUGACUCUGCGGUCACCAUUUUGGUCUGGCUGCAGACUUCCUGUUCCUCCUUUGCCGGCUUUGCACACGGAGGCGGCGAUAUCCUUAAAAAGUUGCAAUACGCAAAAAUGGCGCUUUGUGAUUUUCCAUUCAUUACAAUUAUCAUUAGUCACCUUGAUUAGGAAGUGCUUUAGACACACUUUAGUGUGCGUGUCCGUUUUUUUUCUAUUUAUGUCUUUAUGUCGGGACACGAAACACGCAAUUCCUUCCCUCCUCAUGACAUGAUUGUACACUUUUUACUCAUGCCUUGCACUAAUGACUCUAUUGUUAUAAAUAACUCGUCAUAAUCACCGCCAAUGUGAUAUAAAUCUAUAUAUAUAUAUAUAUAAAUAAUAUACUGUACAUAGGGUGUUGUAGUCUUAACCCGGAUUGGUUUAGAUGCGACUCGUUGAGAUAAAUCACGUCAAGGAGCGAGGUCAUGUGAUCAUGUCAGUACGGGAGCGCGGUUAGAAUCCGAAACUUUGUGGGAUUUUGGGAAGAGAAAUGACAAUACGGUGGGAAAAAAAGUGAUUGAUUUCAGGAGUUCAAUGAAGACGAAAAUGGAGCAAAUUUAAGGCUCGGAAAAGCAAAGUAGUUACAAUAUUUUUUCACAUUUUACGGCAUUUCAUCAUUUCAAAUACGACUAUAAAAUUGAACUACUGAAGUACAUGAACUUUUCAUAGAUGUUAUUCUCGUUUCUAGAGCGCCUACCCCGUGUGUUGUGUGUGUGUGUGAUUCCAGUCCAGCAUAGACUCCGGGCUCACCCUUUGACCCUAACGAGGACAGGCGCCAUAGAAAUGAAUAGUAUGAAUAGUACAGUACACAUGAUUAAAUUCUACACGUAUGACAUUUAA